Antechinus flavipes (yellow-footed antechinus) is the source of this 5228-nucleotide messenger RNA. RefSeq names its product zinc finger protein 883-like. NCBI's taxonomy places the organism in Eukaryota, Metazoa, Chordata, Mammalia, Dasyuromorphia, Dasyuridae. The record is from RefSeq and is a predicted model, not a curated record. Bases 911 to 3064 code for a protein of 717 amino acids. Gene Ontology annotation, biological process: regulation of transcription by RNA polymerase II. The transcript has 3 exons. Gene Ontology annotation, molecular function: DNA-binding transcription factor activity, RNA polymerase II-specific; RNA polymerase II cis-regulatory region sequence-specific DNA binding.
UUGUGUUCCGAGUUACGGAUUGAGUCCGCUUGUUGGGACCAAGUAGGGAGGAAACUGUAGCUACUGAGGGCGGGCAUUUUGGUUGUAAGCCUCAGAGAAGGGAAUUAAGGAUGGUGGUGUCUUGGCCCUGGAGUUCCUGGGAGCUCGAGGGAAAAGAACCCCUGGCCUGAGGGAAGAAGCAUUCUCGGGUCACUGAAGCCGCGGGGCUGCGGUGCACGGGACUUAAAGACCUCAGAAAGUAGCGGAGGAAUCCAAGCAUCGCGGAGCACCUUUGACCCCUCCCUCCUGACACUGCUCGGAAUGAAAAUUUAAAUGUCUUCCUAAAUCGAGGGCGGCUUUUCUUACGUGGGUUCACCCACAGAUUCCUAAUUCCUUCCUCCGGCAUACCUACGGGGUCACCCCUGCCUGUGUAGCUGGUGGCCUGCAGGUGUAAUUCUCUGCUCAACCUGGAGGUGCGGGGCACAGUCCUUUAGGCCAUGGCUCAGUGGCAAUUCAGGGCAGUUUUUCAGCGCACAUGUGGCAAUUCUGGGAACAGUUAAGCCAUGGCUCCGUAGCUAUUUGAGGAUAGUUCUUAAAUCUAUUUGUGGCUAUUCGCGGUACAAUUCUUAAACACACAUGUAGCAAUUUAACCCUUGUGAUAAUUCGAGCUACAGUUCUUAAACCUCUGCCAUGAAGCCCUAUGCUUAAUCUAAUUUAGAUAAUGAUGAAGAUGUUGUAUGGGUUAUAAUUAGGGGGUUGGAGAACACGUAUAUGUGUGUAUAUAUAUGUGUGUGUGUGUCUGUGUCUGCUGCUUUUGUUAAUAUGCUUAUCUCUCUCAGAUCUCUAGUACACUUGAAAACUCCAGGAUAAAGCAGUGGGGAGACCUCAGUUUGAUUUUCCACAACACAAACUCCAAGCCAGAGUAGACUUGAUGGCAGCAAAUUCAAGGGAGGUGGCAGCCCUAGUUCCACAAAGCUUGGACCCAGACAAAGAAGGAAUCCAUCAGGCCUUGGACCUGACACCUGGACAAGAGAUUUUGACUCAGACAGAAUGGGAGUCCAAGAGAUUCCAACUCCAGCCUGUGACAGACAAGGCUGAACGUGUGAUCCUACAGCCCCACCUGCUGCACCAGAAUGGUGGUGAGACCAGGACCAUGAAUGAAGAAGCAACUUUCAAGCAAGAAAUUUUAGAUAAUAAUUAUCAAUUAUUACACACAGAAGAACAACCACCACCCAUGUUUAGAGAACAUGGGAAUUCUUUAAAUCAGAACUCUGCCAUAGUUGGACUUCAAGUGUUCCAAACUAAAGAAGAAACUUAUGAUUGUCAGAAAUGUGGAGAAAGUUUUAUUUCUAUGGCCCAUCUUACUCAACAUCAGAGCCUCCACACUGGACCAGGUCGCUAUGAAUGUUAUGAAUGUGGGAGAAAGUUUAAUCGGAGUUAUGAUCUGAUUCGACAUCAAGUUAUUCAUACUGGAGAGAGACCCUUUUCCUGUAAUGAAUGUGGGAAAACCUUUAAGCGAAAAUCAACGCUUAUUGAACACCAGAAUAUUCAUACUGGAGAGAAACCUUAUAGGUGUAACAAAUGUGGAAGAGCCUUCCGACAAAACACAGGCUUAAUUGAACAUCAAAAAAUUCAUACCAUUGAGAAACCCUACAAAUGUAAUGAAUGUGAAAAGGCUUUCAGUAAUAGUUCAAACCUUCUUCAGCAUCAGAUUGCACACACUGGAGAAAAACCCUACAAAUGUGAUGAAUGUGGGAAAGGUUUCAUAAAUAGCUCAAGUCUUCUUCGACAUCAUAAUAUUCACAAAGGAGGAAAACUCUAUAAAUGUGAAGAAUGUGGGAAAACUUUGAGUAAUAGCUUGAGCUUUUUCCAGCAUUUAAAAAUUCAUACUGGAGAGAAACCAUAUAAAUGUAGUGAUUGUGGUAAAGGUUUUAUAUGUAAUUCAUACCUUGUUGAACAUAAAAGAAUUCAUACAGGAGAGAGACCAUAUGUAUGUAAAGAAUGUGGAAAAGCUUUCAGGCGGUCCUGGAACCUUACUGAGCAUCAGAGAAGUCAUAACUCAGAGAAAUCCUAUAGAUGUACAGAGUGUGGAAAAGCUUUCAAGAAUAGCUCAAGCCUUUUUCAUCAUCAAAGAAUCCAUAGUGGAGGGAAACCCUUUGAUUGUAAUGAAUGUGGUAUGGCUUUUAGGUGCAAAUCACGCCUUAUUGAUCAUCAAAGAAUUCAUACUGGAGAAAAACCAUAUGAGUGUGACAAAUGUAUGAAGAAUUUUAGUCAUCGUUCACAACUUCUUGAACAUAUCAGAACCCACACUGGGGAAAAACACUAUGAAUGUAAUCAUUGUGGAAAAUCCUUUACUAGGAAUUCAGGCCUUUUACGUCAUCAGAAAAUACAUACUGGAGAUAAACCAUAUGAAUGUAAUCAGUGUGGGAAAGCUUUUAGCAAUAGUUCAUGCCUCAUUGAGCAUGAGAGAAUACAUACUACAGAGAAACCUUAUAAAUGUAAUGAAUGUGGGAAAGCUUUCUGUAAGAAAUCAUACCUCACAGGACAUCAGGUAAUUCACUCUAAAGAAAAACCCUACAAAUGUAAUGAAUGUGGGAAAUCAUAUAGUCGACGUUUCCGUCUUGUUGAACAUCAGAGAAUUCAUACUGGAGAGAAGCCCUUCGAAUGUAAUGAAUGUGGGAAAGCUUUUAGUAGAAGUGCACUUUUUAUUAAACACCAGAUAAUUCAUACCAAAGAGAAGCCUUAUAUAUGUGAUCAGUGUGGCAAGGCUUUUAGUCUGAGAAAACAUCUUGUUCAACAUCAGAGAAUCCAUACUGAAGAAAAACCUUUCAAAUGCAAUGAAUGUGGGAAAGCUUUCCGGCAUAAGUCAACUUUUCAUGAUCAUCAGAAAACACAUACUGGAGAUAAACCCUGUAAAUGUAGGGAAUGUGGAAAAUCUUUCAAUCGGAUCUUUCACCUUACUGAACACCAGCGAACUCAUACUAAAGAAAAACCUUAUGAGUGUAAUGAAUGUGGGAAAUCUUUUAGUCGAAGCUCAGUUUUUAUUAAGCACCAGAAAAUUCACACUAAAGAGAAAUUAGAUUAAUGUAAUCACAAUGGGAAAGCUUUUAAUUUAAUUCCAGUUGAAUGUUGAAGAAUUUCUACCAGGAAAAAGAAUGAAUAAUGGAGAAAUGGAGAAAUCAAAUGAUUCAGUGCAAUCAAAUUUACAUGUCACAAAAUAGUUAUUUUAAGAAAUUAAAGUUUCAGUCCUGUCUCAAGCUAUAUUUCAUAUAAAAAAUGGCACAAUUGGGUAAUGUUACUCAUCUUCAUAGGGCAGUCUUAUAGAUUCAAAAAUAAUAGACUUGUUAAAGUCUAAACUAUUGCAGUGGCAUAUAAUUGGACUCCCUGCUUCCACUAUUUUCUCUGUUAAAUCCAUCCUCAACAUAUCUUCCAGAUUGAUAUUCCUAAAAUAUAUUUCAUUCUUCUAUUCAAAAUCUUCCCUGUUGUCUCUAAAAUGAAAAAGAAAAUUAACUGCCCAGCAUUUAAAGUCCAACACAGUCUGACUCCCACCUAUCUUUCCGGUCUUAUUUCAAAUUAUACCACACAAACUCUGUUAUUGUCAGAUUGACUAUUGGCUGUUCUUUAUGCAUGACAUUUCAUUUGUCUCCAUGCCUUUUGCAGGGUCUCCCCAAACUCCUAUCAUUAUUAGAUUCUUUCUCACAUCUUGCUUCUUAGAUUGUCUAGUUUCCUUCAAGGUUCAGCUUAGGAUUUUUUAUAAGACAUUCUUUUCUUCCCCAAUUAGUGUUCUCUCCCUCCUGAAAUUUUUUGAUGUUUACUUUUAUAUAAAUUGUACUUCUCAGUCUUUGUUAUAUGUUAUCAUCCCUAGAAUAAUGUAAGCUCCUUGAGUACAGAAUCUGUUUUAUUUUUCUAUUUCCCUAGUACCUGGCAUAAUAUUUUGCACAUAGUAGGCAUUUGAUAAAUACUUGUUGAAUUGAAUUGUAUUGAAUCAACUAAGCUCUAUCAGUGAAGGAGAAAGUAUACUUGAAUUAGAAGUAAGUCUAUUAAGGCUAUUCUUCCUGGAAAGCAUUUUUUCCCAUUAUUUUGUUUAUGCCAAGUAAUCUAAAAUUAUAUUAAUAUAAGAUAGUGAAAGUAAAGAUAUUUGCAGUAGUAUAUAGUUUAAUUUUUAAAAAUUAGCAUAUAGGAGAUACUGCCUCAGUAGCUUUAAAGAGAGUAGUUGUCAAAAAACCAGAUGGAACUUAAGGAGAGGAAAGAGAUUCAAUGUCGGGUCAUUUUGGGUGAUUGUUUUUGGAUAUCGAAUGAUGUAUGGUUUUUUUCCACUAUUUAUUAGCCAUUCUCCUCCCUUGUCAGGAAGAUGUCUUCAUUAUUCACACAAAGGAAGUAGCUCCAGAGAAAAAUAAGGGUUGGCAUAAGAUCUCAAAUUAUAAUGUAGCCAGUACCCUUUUCUAGAUUUAUGGAGUAAGAACACAAAGGGUGCCCCCUUUUCAAGAAAAAAACAAAUCCUUGAAAAUCUACUACUCAUACAGUUUUGAAUGUUCACCAUGGAAAGCAUCCAGGAUGAAGUGAAAUCAUUAUUGGCUUCUGCCCAGUGUCUGUUAAUACUUUUUCUCCUCUAUGACCUCUAAUUCAGAAACAUAAAUGCUAAUCAAACAGCAGGCAGGAGAAACCCUAUGUAGAAGUGAUUUAAAUGGCUUGUGGGAUACAUUAACUCCAGCAUCCUACCCCACUUUUUUUUUUUUUAAUAGAAUGUAGAACUCUAAAGGGAAUUAGGGAUCAUCUAAUCUGGUUCCUUCAUUUUAUAAAUGAGAAAAUAGGGAUCCACAAAGGAGGAGCGACCUUUAGUUAGCUGUUAGGGUGCCAGGUCAUGUGUGGGGUAAAAGUUACACAAACAGCCUUUGCUGAUUGUCUUUGGUUUAUUUAUAUAAUCUGUGCUUUUAGUAUUUUUGAAGAGGGAAUUGGGAUUCAAAAGACUACAAUGAACAAUGAGUCAAAUACAUCUAAUAGGAUGAAAUGUAGGGGCAAAUGUCAAAUCUUUCAAUUGAAUUGAAAAAUUCAACUACCAAGGAAUAAACUGAAUUCUUUAAAAAAAUACAUGUUAAAAAAGACGCCUAGAAUGGAGAAUACUAUCUGUGUACCUUUUGAUGUACUUUAACAUGAAUAUGAAUGAACAAUGUGAUACAACAGACAAAAGAGUAAUGUGAUCCUAAUAAGUGUAUGGCUUCCACAUAAUAAUAAAAGUAUGACAUCUAGAA